AUGCACCUCGGCGAGACGUAACAUGGCGCCCGGGGCCUGAAUGAGCAAAACAAAAACACAAGCGGAGAAAUGGGCCGCGUUUAAUUAGCCAUUAAAGGGAAGUUUUACCAAAAGUAGAGAGAAAAAAACCGUAGAAUAAGCUCGUCAUGCGUGCAUGGGGUGUGUGCUGCUAAUUUAUUUGGGAUUUCUGAAUUUUUGGUUCGGACGCGAUCGUCCUGCAGAGCCUCUGGGCGGUUUUAUUUUAAUUUUCUUUUUAAUUUUUUUUUUUUUUUUUUAGUUUUACACAAACACACACACACACACACACCCGCUUGCAGUGUGAGCACUAUGGACGAGACCAAAAGCCCGCUGAAGUCAGGCAAGCCGUCUCGCCCGAGCGGGAGCAAGGCCUCAUCCAGAGCGCAGAAAGAGCGCGAGAACGCCAAGACGCCGAAUCGCAACAAAAACAGCGCAGCGUCCAGGGUGAAGGAGGAGGGCCAGGGUGGGCACGCCGGGGGCAGAGGGCCGGCGGGAAGCCCUCAGGAGGCGGGCAGAAGCAAAGCGCGCAGGCUGACGGGGAGAACGGGCUCGGGGGAGAGAGGCAAGGCCAGGUGUCAGACUCAGCAGGGGGUCAGGAGCGGAAACCUCACUCCACUCAGCACCAAGGAGGAGAACACGGCUCCGAGUAAAACCCCCAGAGCUGCAGGGAAGGACAGACACACGGGCGAGGUGUCGGCGAGACGGGCGGCGGAGAGCGCUCCUGACGCCGCGGACGAGACGAACCUGACCUCAGAUCAGCAGCUGGGACUGAAACAGGCCGAGGAGAGACUGCAGAGAGACUACAUCCACAGACUGACCAAGCAGUCCCCCGAUUACCCAAAUUUCCAGUAUCUAUGCAAACUCUGCUCGGUUCACGUGGACAACAUCCAGGGUGCUCACAAACACAUCAAAGAGAAACGGCACAAGAAGAACAUCAUGGAGAAGCAGGAGGAGAACGAGCUGCGUUCGUUACCCCCUCCGUCUCCGGCUCACCUGCGAGCGCUGAACUCGGCCGUGAUGGAGGCGGCGCAGGAACACGGCAUCUCGGAGCAGGAGUUCCAGCAGAGACAAGCCGUGCUGCAGAGCAUGGAGCUGAUCAUCCAGAGACAUUUACCUGCGUGUUCUCUGCGUCUCUACGGUUCCUGUCUCACGCGGUUCGCCUUCAAGUCCAGCGACAUCAACGUCGACGUGCUCUAUCCCUCCGGUAUGACGCAGCCUGAUGUUCUCAUCCAAGUGCUGGACAUCCUGAAGAAGAGCGAUGAAUUCUCAGACGUGGAGUCGGACUUCCAUGCUAAAGUUCCCGUCAUCUUCUGCCGUGAUGUGUCCCGUGGUUUACUGUGUAAAGUGAGCGCAGGAAAUGAUGUCGCGUGCCUCACCACCAAUCACCUGGCAGCGUUGGCCAAGCUGGAGCCUCGUCUGGUUCCUCUGGUGCUGGCAUUCCGCUACUGGGCCAAGCUGUGUCAUGUGGACUGCCAGGCCGAGGGCGGGAUUCCUUCCUACUCCUUCUCUCUGAUGGUCAUCUUUUUCCUGCAGCAAAGGAAGCAGCCCAUUCUACCUGUGUAUCUCGGCUACUGGAUCGAAGGGUUCGACGUGAAGCGUGUGGACGAGUAUCACCUGACCGCCAUUCAGUCGGGACACUUUGUGGGGUGGGAGCACAGAGCGGGCAGCGCUAACGAGGGGCGCGGAGACAACAAGACCAAAAACGAACCCCAAAAACCCAACGGCCAAAAAUCGCCUGAGAAGAGGAACGAGAACCAGAAGGGCAGGACUCAUCUGGUGCUGGAGAACACGGAGAGCGUCUGUCUCGGCCAGCUGUGGUUGGAGCUGCUGCGUUUCUACACUCUGGAGUUCGCUCUGGAGGAUUACAUCAUCAGCAUUCGGCUGAAGGAGCUCCUGCCCCGAGACGUGAAGAACUGGCCACGCCGCCGCCUCGCCAUCGAGGACCCGUUCGCCCUGAAGAGGAACGUAGCGCGGAGUCUGAACAGUCAGAUGGUGUUCGAGUACAUCCAGGAGCGAUUCCGCACCGCGUACCGAUACUUCGCCUGUCCUCAGAGCCGAAACGGACACGCCCCCGAGCGAGACGUGCCGCGGGCGCCUACGAGCCGGCCGACCGGAUCACGCGCCAUCGAAACUAAGAGAGGAGAAGAAGAGGACGGUGCGAACAGCACCGACGACGAUGAGGAUGAAGACGAGGACGACGAUGAUGAAGACGAAGCUGGAGAUGAAGAGCGGCGCGUGAGCAGAGGUUUAGCCAGACUGCUUGUCGAGGAAGAGGACGAGGACGGCGUCCGUCACUCCUCUUCCCCGACCCCGUCCCCUCACAACGGCCUGUUCCCAGACAGCGACGAAGAGGAGCGGGACGAAGGGGGACGGAAAGGUCCGGAACAGGGCAGCAUCGCGCCGGAGGAUCUGCACUAUACCUUCGACAGGAUGAUCUUCACUGGAGGAAAGCCCCCGACGGUGGUGUGCAGUAUCUGUAAGCGAGACGGCCAUCUGAAAGACGACUGUCCUGAAGACUUUAAGAAGAUGGAGCUGACGCCGCUGCCUCCCAUGACGGAGCGCUUCAGAGAAAUCCUCGACAACCUGUGCAAACGCUGCUACGAUGAGCUGUCGCCGUCUGUGGGAGAGCAGCAGAGGAGGGAACUGAUUCUAGCCAGUCUGGAGCGCUUCAUUAGGAAGGAGUAUAAUGAUAAAGCCCAGCUGUGUCUGUUUGGUUCCUCUAAGAACGGGUUCGGUUUCCGUGACAGCGACCUGGACAUCUGUAUGACGCUGGAGGGACACGACACAGCAGAGAAACUGAACUGUAAAGAGAUCAUCGAGGGAUUAGCCAAGGUGCUGAAGAAACACGCAGGUCUGAGGAAUAUCUUGCCUAUAACGACCGCCAAAGUGCCUAUCGUUAAGUUUGAACACAAGCAGAGCAGUCUGGAAGGAGACAUCAGCCUUUACAACACACUGGCUCAACACAACACACGUAUGUUGGCCACGUACGCAGCCCUGGACCCACGUGUUCAGUAUUUGGGCUAUACCAUGAAAGUGUUUGCAAAGAGGUGCGACAUCGGUGAUGCGUCGAGGGGAAGUCUCUCGUCUUACGCCUACAUCCUCAUGGUGCUGUACUUCCUGCAGCAGAGACAGCCUCCUGUCAUCCCCGUCCUGCAGGAGAUCUACGACGGGAGCUCCGUUCCUCAGAGAAUGGUGGACGGCUGGAACGCCUUCUUCUUCGACAACGUGGACGAGCUGCGGCGGCGUUGGCCCGAGUUCCAGCAGAACCGUGAGACGGUAGGGGAGCUGUGGCUCGGCCUGCUGCGCUUCUACACCGAGGAGUUCGACUUUAAAGAGCACGUGAUCUCCAUCCGGCAGCGUAAACGCCUCACCACCUUCGAGAAACAGUGGACCUCCAAGUGCAUCGCCAUCGAAGAUCCCUUUGACUUGAAUCACAAUCUUGGUGCCGGAGUCUCACGGAAAAUGACGAAUUUCAUCAUGAAGGCAUUCAUUAAUGGCAGGAAAUUGUUCGGAACGCCGUUUUAUCCAAAGCUGGGGAUGGAAGCGGAUUACUUCUUCGACUCGAAGGUGCUGACGGACGGAGAGCUCGCACCGAAUGACCGCUGCUGUCGGAUCUGUGGCAAAAUCGGACAUUACAUGAAGGACUGCCCAAAGAGGCGCAGAAUGAAGAAGAAGGAGAGCGAUAAGGAUGAGGAGGUGCGUGAGGAGGACAGAGAGCCGAGAGAGAGACGCUGUUUCCAGUGUGGAUACGUAGGACACGUCCGGAGAGAAUGUCCUGAUUACAGACACCUCCGACAGAGAGGAGCUCCUACACAGGUUCCUCAGAUGGUCCGUGCCAUGGUGAGCUCGCAGGCCAUCCCCAUUCCUCAGAGUGGUACGUCCCAGGAUCGACCCGGCCGGACCAGGCAGCCAUCGGAAUGCUCGGACACGCGUCAGACUCCUCCGUACUCCCCGCAGACGUCUACGUUCAUCCAGCCCUCCGUCUCUCCUCAGUCGUCUCAGAGCGGCAAGCCUUCCCCGGGCUCCUCGUCCUCCUCCGCUCCGUCCAAAUCCUCCCAUCAUCCCUCUCUCCCUCCUCCCGCCCCUCCUCCUCAGCAGCAGCAGGUUCAUCUGUCUCUCUUUGGUUUCAAUCCCUCUCAGUACAUGGGCAUGCUCUCACCGGGGACCUGGCCCUCCCAUCCGCCCUCCCCGGGGGUAAAGUACCCUAUGAGGAAGGGACAGGGGAACGGAGGGGCGGGGCACAUGCCGAACCCCACCUCCGUUAACCUCAACGACCCCAGUAUCAUCUUUGCCCAGCCGGCGGGGCAGGACGGAGGGCCACACUGGCACAAUCACCAUCUGAACAACCCCGGGGCAAUGGUGGCCAACGGCACGGUGGGGAAGUCAGAAGCAGGUUUCCAGGCUCCGUUUGGUUCUGUAGGUCAGGUCUCUCGCUCGCUGGGCCACAGCGGUGCUGGUUCGAUAUCCGUCACGUCCUCCUGGGGUUUCAGCAUGCCGCAGACGUACGUGCAGCAGUCCAACAAGCCCUUCAUCUCCCAGGGUGCAGUGGCGAAUCAGCACUUCCCCUUGCUGCAGUCCGGCCGUCCCGUCAACCUCAGCUACAUCCAGCAGAAGAAAUAACGAGCGUAGACUCUUUUCAUUUCAAACCAACGCCUGAGGUCCUUAUCGAACGACAAUGAAGAGGAAAAAAAAAAGAAUUAAGAAAGUCUAACUUGGCAUUUGGUCACAAGACUUUUUAAAAUGAAUUUUAUCAUUUUUUGUACAGUUUUUACAUUAAUUUUUUUGUCUCAUCACAUUGAUUUGUGAUAAGAAAUGUCAAAUAUUUUAAUACCCCUAUUUUUAAAGGGGUCCCAAAAAAAAAAAAAGAA
Pangasianodon hypophthalmus (striped catfish) is the source of this 4886-nucleotide messenger RNA. RefSeq names its product terminal uridylyl transferase 4 (gene tut4). The record is from RefSeq and is a predicted model, not a curated record. NCBI's taxonomy places the organism in Eukaryota, Metazoa, Chordata, Actinopteri, Siluriformes, Pangasiidae. Gene Ontology annotation, molecular function: nucleic acid binding; RNA uridylyltransferase activity; zinc ion binding.